Molecule: messenger RNA, 809 nt
Organism: Scheffersomyces stipitis CBS 6054
Lineage: Eukaryota; Fungi; Ascomycota; Pichiomycetes; Serinales; Debaryomycetaceae
Gene: GIR2
Product: Gir2p
Exons: 1
Coding region: 1-747 (248 amino acids)
Biological process (GO): cytoplasmic translation
Molecular function (GO): protein binding
Source: RefSeq, a predicted model, not a curated record
AUGAAUGCUGAGGACGAACAAAGAGAAGAGGUGGAGGUCUUGCAAUCAAUAUACCCAGAUGAGCUUGUUGUGAUCAGCGAUAGCCAUUACAAGAUCAGAAUCAAAUUAGACACUCCUAGCACUAGAGUUCACACUUUGGCACUUGAUGUCCGGUAUCCAGCUACUUAUCCAGAAGUGAUACCGGAUUUGGAUGUAGAAUUAGCAGAAGAUAUAGAAGAAGAGUACGACGAAGACGACGAAGACGAUGAUGAUGACUACGACAACUACCAAAUUGAUGACGACGAUGAGGAUGAAGAUACAAAAAGAGUCAAAGAAGCCCUCAACAUGUCGGAGACCAUCGAAUUCACAAAGAAGGACUUGGAAAUUUUAUAUGAAAAAAUCAUAGAAGAAGCCAAUAACCAAAUUGGUAUACCGAUGGUAUUUGCGCUUGCAUCGCAAUUGAAAGACGACGCCGAACAAUUGUUUAAAGACAAUCUUGAUAGCAAACAGGCCGAAUACGAUCGCGAAUUGCUUGAGCGAGAAAGGAUCGAGCAGCAGAAAUUCAAUGGUACUCCUGUGACUAAGGAAUCUUUCGCAGCCUGGAGAGAUAAGUUCCGCAAGGAGAUGAACUACGAAGAGAAACAGAGACAGAAGUUCCGGGCUAUGCACCAGGGCAAGCUCACAGGAAGAGAAAUCUUUGAGAAGGGCUUGGCUCAUGAAGAGGAGGUAGAUGAUUUGGCUGAAGGAGUGAAGAAGGUUGCUGUAUAGACAAAUUAGCAUAGUAUGACAGCUAUAUGAUAUGGUAUAUUGAUAUGGAUAUACCUUGCAAU